Molecule: messenger RNA, 627 nt
Organism: Eucalyptus grandis
Lineage: Eukaryota; Viridiplantae; Streptophyta; Magnoliopsida; Myrtales; Myrtaceae
Product: RING-H2 finger protein ATL56
Exons: 1
Coding region: 1-627 (208 amino acids)
Source: RefSeq, a predicted model, not a curated record
AUGACGGUCAUCAUGCUACUAGUCCUCCUGUUCGUGGGUAUCGUGAUCCUGGUCUUGUUCUACGUGAGCAUAGUUGAGUGGGGCUUCAGAGCAAGCGGACUCUACCCUGCCGGUCGAGCUACUGACGGCGCUCUUGCUGAUCGAGCCAGCACCGGGAACACAAGCAUGUCCGUCGACGAUGUGGAGAAGCUUCCCUGCUUCAAAUUCGAGGCCAAGAAUGAUGAUCAAGACUGCAAGGGGACAGUUACCAUGAGCAUUGCUACUAGUCCCGUGAACUGUGUGGUUUGUUUGGAGGAGUUCAAGAUCGGCGACAAGUGCCGGCUAUUGCCAAUCUGCAGGCACAGCUUCCACACGGAGUGCAUAGAUGCUUGGCUCUUGAAGAUGGCCAAUUGCCCGAUCUGCCGGAGCCGUGCUGAUUCUGGCCGGUCCCUAGGCGAGGGGGGCAGCAGCGGGAGUGGGCCAGGCAGCAGUAGCCAUUUCGAGGACGAUGUUAGCACGGGAAUCGCAGAGGGUCAGAUGAACCUGAGUGAUAUUAGCAGGAGUGAAUCAAGAGAGAGAGGAGAGCAAAUUGUUGAUGUGAGAGCAGAGAUUCAAGAUCUCCAAACAGUGCCCCAACCUGAUGUGUGA